Molecule: messenger RNA, 1632 nt
Organism: Salvelinus fontinalis (brook trout)
Lineage: Eukaryota; Metazoa; Chordata; Actinopteri; Salmoniformes; Salmonidae
Exons: 2
Coding region: 1-1632 (543 amino acids)
Source: RefSeq, a predicted model, not a curated record
AUGACCAACAAUCAACUCUAUGGUACUCCCACCAACAGUCAACUCUACGGUCCUCCCACCAACAGUCAACUCUAUGGUACUCCCACCAACAGUCAACUCUAUGGUACUCCCACCAACAGUCAACUCUACGGUCCUCCCACCAACAGUCAACUCUACGGUCCUCCCACCAAUAGUCAACUCUAUGGUACGCCCACCAACAGUCAACUCUACGGUACUCCCACCAACAGUCAACUCUAUGGUACUCCCACCAACAGUCAACUCUACGGUACUCCCACCAACAGUCAACUCUACGGUACUCCCACCAACAGUCAACUCUACGGUACUCCCACCAACAGUCAACUCUACGGUACUCCCACCAACAGUCAACUCUACGGUCCUCCCACCAACAGUCAACUCUAUGGUACUCCCACCAACAGUCAACUCUACGGUACUCCCACCAACAGUCAACUCUAUGGUACUCCCACCAACAGUCAACUCUACGGUACUCCCACCAACAGUCAACUCUAUGGUACUCCCACCAACAGUCAACUCUACGGUACUCCCACCAACAGUCAACUCUACGGUACUCCCACCAACAGUCAACUCUAUGGUACUACCACCAACAGUCAACUCUAUGGUACUCCCACCAACAGUCAACUCUAUGGUACUCCCACCAACAGUCAACUCUAUGGUACUCCCACCAACAGUCAACUCUAUGGUACUCCCACCAACAGUCAACUCUAUGGUACUCCCACCAACAGUCAACUCUACGGUACUCCCACCAACAGUCAACUCUACGGUACUCCCACCAACAGUCAACUCUACGGUACUCCCACCAACAGUCAACUCUCUCUAUGUCAACUCUAUGGUACUCCCACCAACAGUCAACUCUAUGGUACUCCCACCAACAGUCAACUCUACGGUACUCCCACCAACAGUCAACUCUACGGUACUCCCACCAACAGUCAACUCUACGGUACUCCCACCAACAGUCAACUCUAUGGUACUCCCACCAACAGUCAACUCUAUGGUACUCCCACCAACAGUCAACUCUACGGUACUCCCACCAACAGUCAACUCUAUGGUACUCCCACCAACAGUCAACUCUAUGGUACUCCCACCAACAGUCAACUCUAUGGUACUCCCACCAACAGUCAACUCUAUGGUACUCCCACCAACAGUCAACUCUAUGGUACUCCCACCAACAGUCAACUCUAUGGUACUCCCAACAACAGUCAACCCUAUGGUACUCCCACCAACAGUCAACUCUAUGGUACUCCCACCAACAGUCAACUCUACGGUACUCCCACCAACAGUCAACUCUACGGUACUCCCACCAACAGUCAACUCUACGGUACUCCCACCAACAGUCAACUCUACGGUACUCCCACCAACAGUCAACUCUAUGGUACUCCCACCAACAGUCAACUCUACGGUACUCCCACCAACAGUCAACUCUAUGGUACUCCCACCAACAGUCAACUCUAUGGUACUCCCACCAACAGUCAACUCUAUGGUACUCCCACCAACAGUCAACUCUAUGGUACUCCCACCAACAGUCAACUCUACGGUACUCCCACCAAAACCCCUACUGGAUUGUUUUGUUCUCCGGUGAGGGACGAGGGGAUUGGAGGGUUGGAAAGAGAGGGGUAG